Molecule: messenger RNA, 2895 nt
Organism: Durusdinium trenchii
Lineage: Eukaryota; Dinophyceae; Suessiales; Symbiodiniaceae
Source: the annotation of a GenBank genome assembly
AUGGUUACCACUGGUGCGGAGAGGCAGAUCCCCUGGAUCUUUCAGAAGUCAAGCGAGCAAACCAUGAUGCAGAUGAACCUCUUGAACCUGUCUAUGUCAACUUCCGCAGUGUUUCGCAAGAUGAAGCUCAUUGAUGAUGACAAGGCUGUGAAGGCUGGAAAGGACACCGGCGCAGACAACAUUGAUGCAUCCAGCAAGAAGAAGAACUUGGCUCAAUCAGUGAAGAAAGAUCUCUCAAUGAUUGGUCUGGCAUCUGCAGCGCCAAGCGUUCCUGGAAAUGACCUGCAUGGCGAAGAAGGUGAUGAAGAUGAUGAGCAAGAAGCCACUGCGUGUGGAUCAUGCGAACCACCAUGCAGUACUAACCCAGAGUCAUUGGCCAAGAAGCAGAACUUGUCGGGCAAGAAGGGUGCCAUCAAAGCAAAAAUUUUCAAUGGCUACCAUGUGGAUGAAGUGAAGGGAUACACUUCUUUUAUCACAGCCAUUGAUGGUUCUGAUGAGAAAAGAGAGAAAACGGCUCUUGAUGAAGCCAUUGGUGCGCUGCAAUUCAUCGCAGACAUGGUGGCAAUGUCAACGCCUUCGGGAGAAGCACGCCCGAAGAAGAGGGCAAGGAAGGACAAAGAUUGUGGUGAGCGCAAAGUUGAUGGCAUGCUCAGCACCAUGCUAUUCUGCCUGGGCAUUUUCCUUGAGUUUGCCUUUGCCGGAGAAGCAGUGUCAAAUGGCAAGCUCUUCAAAGUCUACAGUGCUUUGAGGACAGAGCUUCAGCAGAUCCUGCUUACCGCGAGUGAGCAAGUCCUUAUGGUUUCAGCCAAUGGUGGCUCUCAACAACAUGUUGAUCCCAUUCAAGUCGCCAAGAUGCUGUGUGCCACCUUUGCUUCAAAGCCCGUGAGCCAAAUCGUGUUCGACGAUGCCGAAGAAGCCAACAUCAAGCGAGUGACUACGGUGAUGUCCUUGCAUCGCUCCGACAUUGUGAUCCCACUCACGGAUUUCUGCAAGGACAAGCUGCAUUUGCCAUUGAUGCUGAUGGACUAUCCUAUGAAGACGUUGAAAGCUUUGUCUACGGAAGUUGACAAGUCAUGCAUUAGGAAUUGCAUGGAUUUGAUGGCGUUUUUGCACAAGAACCUGGCAGAGAACCUUCCGUUCAGCUGGUUCUGCUUUGCUCAAGAUGUGAGUGACUUGAUCACAGCAAAGGGACAUUUCGUGGAGAAAUCAGAGGAGGUCUUCAAGACAGAGGUUACUUUGGAGAAGUUCCUGUCCUUGCGAGUGAAGGCCACCAUGUUUAUCCUGAAUGAGGCGGUUCGGAAUGUUCCAGACUUUGCGUUGAUGGAAGAGAGUGAGGAGUGUAACAACACCUUGUGCUCCUUGCAUUGCCUGAAGGAUGGCUCAGAGACCUUCUUGUCACUAUCCACCUGUGACAUCUUGCUUUCGUCAAAAGAUUGGGCCUCCACUUGGGCGUUGUCUCUCUCUCAAGCCAAGUCCAUGGAUGACUUGGCAGACCUGAUGUUGGAAAAGCUUGGCCUUGACAAAGCAACUAUUCUUGGAAGAUCCAAGCCGCCUGCUCCUAAGACAUCCGAGGUCUCCCCACCCAAUGCUUCGGAGAAGAAGGAAGAGGCGGAGACGAAGGACGGGGAAGGGGAAGGUAGCAGCAAAAAUGGAGGGGAUCCUGUGCCUGAUGCCGAUUUGAUGGCCAAACUUGAUCUGGAAGCCGUUCCGUUGGCAUUCAUCAACGACUACCAGGGAUGUGCUCCUGAGGGUCAAGUGGGCUUGUUUGCAGACUCCAUUGAGGGCCGCUCUUUGCAACUGAAGAGUGAUGCAUUCACUGGCAGCUUCUUCAAAGCUCUCCAGUGCAAGCUGGAGUGCGCUUUGUGGCAAUACUACAGCCAAGUGAAGGAAGAGUCAGUGAUCAUCAACCUUGCUGGCAAGAAGACUGAGGCGUUCAUCAAGCUACCAAUUCCAAGUGACCUCAAACUUCCCUUCAUUGGAUCUGUCAGCCAGAUCAAGUCGAAGAAUGCUUUGCCGUUAGCAACGCUUUUCGGGGUUCCUUUCUUCGUGGAAAGUCGCGGUGGAGAAGCUCAAAGUUCAGAUGUCUUCGUUCCGGCAUGGACAGUGAAGACUGUCAGCAAAGUAGAUCAGGCUUUUCUGCAAGUGAAGACUGAGCAGUUCCAUCUCUUGCUUUGGAUGCCAGCUGGUGCUACAAACCCCAAUCAGAUCUGCGUGAGGUUGAAGGAGCAGAAUCCGUUGCAGUCCGCGAUUGAUCCUGCUCAGGAGCUUGACUCAGGCAUCGCAAGAUACUGUUCUGUGGAAGCCACGCUGCAGUCCUUGAGGCCUUUGCCCGAUGUGAAUGAGAAGGUUCAGAAAGGAUUCGAACUUGACCAGCAAAGGGCAGAAAAAACAGCUCGUGGCCUUGUCGAAUCAGCCAUCAAGAAGAAGAACAAGGAGGCCGGCAGCAAGAAAUGCAAGAAUGCACUAGCAGGUAUUUGCGGUGACCUGCCUGAGGAUCCUGACAAACGUGCAGCAGCCAUUGAUGAGCUGAUUGGGGAUUGUGAUCGAAUUGAGGAGGUGAUUCAGAAUGCCAUCAAGCAGGUGAAGAAACCUUUCCGGGUGCCUAUCACAAAGCUUACAUCUGAGGAUCGAGGUGGGCUGCGGACAAAGCAAAUGAAAGACGCUUUGGCAGCUGCGAAGAAGCAUGAUGCCCUCAAGCCAGAUCAAGAUCAUGCCGAUGACAAGGAUGAUGCCGCACCUGCUGUCCGUGGAGUGCGGGCAGUGCUCCAGGACGCAGAGACGAAGGGCAUCAAACCGAAACCCAAGAAGGCUGCCAAGAACUCAACUGGCAAAGACUCCAAUGCCAAGUCUACCUUGGUAGAGGCCAGGAAGUUGGGAAAGCAUCUUCUGAAGUGA